Molecule: messenger RNA, 699 nt
Organism: Eimeria maxima
Lineage: Eukaryota; Apicomplexa; Conoidasida; Eucoccidiorida; Eimeriidae
Product: alpha/beta hydrolase fold domain containing protein, putative
Exons: 2
Coding region: 1-699 (232 amino acids)
Source: RefSeq, a predicted model, not a curated record
AUGCGGGAGUCUCAGUCUGUUGCCUUUCGCCUGUCGCUGACUCUGGAAGCGUCCUACAAGUCUCACGCUGACGAAGAUGGGCUAGAGGACUGGGCCGUCGCUCCUAAGAACCCUCCGGACAUUCUUACAUACGACGAGGUGUAUGUCAAGCGCAAACUGGAACCGCCGACAGACCCGGAGUCAGUCAUCAUCGACCGGCCUCAUUCCUUUCCCCCCGAAAUUCCAGCUCAGCUGCUGCCUCCCCAUCCAAUGCAUCCACAUAGUUCUUCGUCUGAACAAGUUGCGACUCAAGAACAUGCUCAGCAGCUGAACACGAUCAGCAUACGUCUCUACACGCCAGCCACCUGUUCUGAGGCAACCGGUUUGUCUUCUUCAUCCUGCAAAAGUGUUCAUCAGCAGCUCUUCCGCACGACUCGGAAAGCAGUGAGUAUUGAUGGCAUCUAUUUUUUCGACAUACAGACUGAAGCAAUGAGCUUAGAAGGGCUAGACGACCCCUCUCAACAAAAAAAAGAACAGGAACACCGGCGUCCAGUUUUGUUCUUCUUGCAUGGCGGUGGCCUCGUGGGUCUUUCGACUGCUUCUUACGACAAACUUAUACGCCGUAUGACAAACCUUCUAGGUGCAGCCGAUGGCAUUGUCAUCUCAAUCGACUACAGGCAAGAAUCACUUCUUACGAAACACAACAAGGGAUGCUUUUAG